AUGAAACUCAUCCUCCUCCUCAGCGCCGCUGCCCUAGCCACCGCACUCCCAAUGAGCCCACCAGAGAAAAAGUACCACUAUGAAUCGGAGCCCUGCCCGCUGAAUGAGUCCUAUUGUAUCCAGAAGAUGGAGCGCCGCCCACCUGGAGUUCCACCUGGUGACUGUGGCAGAGGACGUCACACCCUGGAAGACGGGAAGCACACCGGCAAGAAGGAGCGCCGCCCACCUGGAUCUUGUACCGUGAGAAGUCACCCACCAUCCAACAAGGAACCCACCGGAGAAACCGAGGAGAUGGGCGUUGGAGCAAUCAACGAAGAGGUUGAAGCUUGA
Molecule: messenger RNA, 330 nt
Organism: Aureobasidium subglaciale EXF-2481
Lineage: Eukaryota; Fungi; Ascomycota; Dothideomycetes; Dothideales; Saccotheciaceae
Exons: 1
Coding region: 1-330 (109 amino acids)
Source: RefSeq, a predicted model, not a curated record